This is a messenger RNA of Clupea harengus (Atlantic herring), 5900 nucleotides long. Its product is annotated as ER degradation-enhancing alpha-mannosidase-like protein 3. Gene Ontology annotation, cellular component: endoplasmic reticulum; membrane. Lineage: Eukaryota; Metazoa; Chordata; Actinopteri; Clupeiformes; Clupeidae. Gene Ontology annotation, molecular function: calcium ion binding; mannosyl-oligosaccharide 1,2-alpha-mannosidase activity. The record is from RefSeq and is a predicted model, not a curated record. Gene Ontology annotation, biological process: endoplasmic reticulum mannose trimming; carbohydrate metabolic process; mannose trimming involved in glycoprotein ERAD pathway.
CGAACCCUUUUAAGAACACAAAAUCAGUUUAGCAGUUUAUGUUGAAUUUCGAAGACUCCGCCCAGUGUGAUUACGAAAAAGUCGCAGGGACCAAUGAAACUCCAGUGUGUCGGUAGUAUUUCCAGCUGGACUUACUGGCAGCAGGUUUUUUGUUGUAAGCAUAUGGAAUGUAGGUAACGUUAGAUUCUUGCCAUUCGUGGGACUAAACAUUCUUAUCCAGUGGAAAAGCCUUACAGAAAAGUGCAGCGUUGUUGAAUGAAAGCAAUGUGCUCGACGCUCUCUCAGUUUGUGCAAUAGUAAUUUCGGCAAUCGGGGGUCGAAGUUAAGAAUGGAACUCCACAGGAGUUGGAUGCGUUCAAGUGUCUUUUACAGGAACAUCUCCCUCUCGAGAACAAUAUAAGCGAGGCGUGGGGUUCAGCACAUACAGGCAUGAAACCAAAGCUACAAGACAGUAGGUUAAGCCCACUUGCCAAUUUGGAAGUGUUUACGAGAUAGAGGCUAAUUUGACAGCUAGCUGGACAAUCAGACAACUCUCUAUCGUUGACGGUGUCAUUAGUAGACAUUGGUCAAGUCAUCGGUUUUUGUCGUUUACUGACAACACUGCGUUUUGAACGGUUGUCAUCAGGACACUUACUGUUAGAGGGAAAAGGUCUGCUCUAUGUUGCAAUGCAUGUGAUUUUGUUUGCUAUGCUUGCUAGUGACUUGUGCAAUUCGCAUAGCUAGCAUAGCUAGGUAGCUCCCUGUCCUAGUAUUGCUAGCAGUGGCUUAGUUAGAUCACAUUUUAAAUCCGCCUGGUUUCACCAGGAACCAAUGUCUUCCUAAAUCGUUCCACGACCAAGGUUGAUGGGGUUAGGCUUUAGGGAGAUAACAGGUGCAGAACAAGAUAGGGGUCAAAGUUAGUUGAAACUCUGAACACAAAUUAGCUUAAUAUUAGCUAGCUAACUAGCUAACGUUAACAAAUAUUGUCGCUAGUUGAAUAACGUUUACGCUGACUGUCCAGGAGUCGCUUUGACAGGUAUGGAUCCCCCAGGAAGUGACAUUGAGAAUUAAAAGUAUACAAAGAGUGUUUCCCUACAACGUCUUGUUAGUUAUCAACAUUGUUCACAUUCAGAAUGGUCAGAGAUUCACACGCGUGCCGUGGUUUUGGAAUGAUUCUGACAAUACUGCUCAUCGUCAUAAACUUGUCGCACGGAGUGACUGGCCUAGACGAUCAGGCCAUGUCAGCCGAGGAUAAGAACAAAAUAAGGGACCAGAUUCUGGAGAUGUUUGACCACGCAUAUGGCAGCUACAUGAAGUACGCCUACCCUGCUGAUGAGCUGAUGCCACUGAGCUGCAGGGGUCGGGUCAGGGGACUGGAGCCUAGUCGCGGAGACAUCGACGACGCCCUUGGGACGUUCUCCCUCACGUUGAUCGACACCUUAGAUACCCUUGUGGUCCUGAACAAGCUGGACGAGUUUGAGGACGCGGUAAAGAAGACAAUGAGAGACGUCCGACUGGACAACGACAUUGUCGUCUCUGUCUUUGAGACCAAUAUCCGUGUCUUAGGUGGCCUGCUGGGUGCGCACGUGAUGGCCGACCUGCUGCGGCAGCGAGGGGACCGGAUGCUGUGGUACAGGGACGAGCUGCUGCACAUGGCCAAAGACCUCGGCCACCGGCUGCUGCCGGCCUUUAACACCACCAGCGGCCUGCCUUACCCGCGGGUAAACCUAAAGUACGGGGUCCUGAACCCACUGUCCCGCACAGGCACGGAGACAGACACCUGCACUGCGUGCGCGGGGACCAUGAUCUUGGAGUUUGCGGCUCUCAGCAGACUGUCUGGAGACUCUGUGUUUGAGGAAACUGCCAGAAAGGCCUUAGAUGUGCUCUGGGAGAAGAGACAGAGAGGAAGUGACCUCGUUGGAACGGUUAUCAACAUCCACAAUGGAGACUGGGUCCGCAGGGAUAGUGGAGUGGGUGCUGGCAUCGACUCCUAUUAUGAGUAUCUCAUGAAGGCCUACAUUUUGCUGGGAGACAAUGUGUAUCUAGAGCGCUUCAACACUCACUAUAGUGCCAUAAUGAAGUACAUCAGCCAGCCGCCUCUGUUGCUGAAUGUGCACAUGCACAAUCCCACUGUCAACGUCCGCAGCUGGAUGGACUCUCUGCUCGCCUUCUUCCCUGGACUGCAGGUGCUAAGAGGUGAUCUAAAACCAGCUAUUGAGACUCACGAGAUGCUGUAUCAGGUCACCAAGCAGCACAAGUUUCUGCCAGAGGCUUUCACUACAGAGUUCAGGGUCCACUGGGGCCAGCAUCCAUUGCGACCAGAGUUUGCAGAAAGCACCUACUUCCUUUACAAGGCAACAGGGGACCCGUACUAUCUGAAAGUGGGCCAGUCCAUAGUGGAAAAGCUGAACACACACGCUCGCGUCCCCUGUGGUUUUGCCGCCGUGCAGGACGUGAGGACGGGCACACACGAGGACAGGAUGGAUUCUUUCUUCCUGGCAGAGAUGUUUAAGUACCUUUACCUGCUGUUCUCGGAGAAGAGCCAGCUGCCUCUGGACAUUGAUAACUACAUCUUCACCACUGAGGCCCACCUGCUUCCUGUGUCUCUGUCCACCACCCAGCUUCCCUGCCAGGGGAACCAUACGGAGCAGCUGAGCAACCAUGGGGAGGACCUGUUCACCUACUCGUGCCCCAGCACCCAGACACUCUUCCCCAACAACCCCUCCUUCGCCAAGAGCAUUCGCGACGGCUACAAGUACCUGACGGGGGUGGGCAGGGCUUACCACGCCUCGCCAGUCAGGGGCAUUGAGCUGCCUCUGCAUGACACCGGUCUGGAGCCAGUAGAGUUCCUGAAGAGCAUGGGCAUCACCCUCACCCCUCUCAACGAGGCCGCCACUGGCACCGCGGGCAAAGGGCCACACGAGAAAGGUGUGUACAGGGUAAGGCUGGUGGCUGAGCUCAGUCAGACCCCAGACGAGGAGGAGGAGGUGGUCCCCCUCAUAGUCCAGGUCAUCUCUCCCCCAUUUCUGGGUAGAACUGUCCUGACGGCCGGCCCAGCCAAAUUUGGCAUGGACCUUACCAAACAGGAGCACGGGGUGAAGGGCAGCAUUGUGAAGAGCGAACCCUACACAGCCUGUGGCCCCAUAGAGAAUGCAGACAUCCUGAGGGGCCACAUUGCCUUGGCCCUGAGAGGGGACUGCAUGUUUGCCGCUAAAGCCAGGAGACUACAGGAAGCCGGGGUAACAGGCGUCAUCUUCAUAGACCACAGAGAGGGCAGCAGCAUUGAGGAGACGCCCCUGUUCCAGAUGGUGGGGGACGGGGUGGCCACUGAUGACAUCACAAUUCCUCUGGUGUUCCUGUUCAGCCGAGAGGGGGCCGAGCUGACCUCUGCCCUUCACCAGCAUGGCAACGUGGAUGUGCUGCUACUGCCCAAAGAACGCCAGCUGGGCAGAGAAAAAACAGAGAAGCUAAAUAUCAAGUUUCGUCUGGCGAAAGAGGGAGAGAUGAUGGAGGGCGGUGGAGAUGGCACCACUUUUCACCUCCUUCUCGAGCCUGGGAGCGAGAGAACAGACACUAAAGACAAAAAGAAAUAUGAGGAGCAAGAGGAGAAGAGCAUCUCUCCCUCAGGCCACUGUAGUGCCUCACAAGAUGGCAGCCAGCCAGCUUGUGGAUUAGAGCCAAACCACAAACCUGAAGCCGACCCCUGACCUGCGAUCAGCCCGGACACGGAAUCCCCCACUCGCAACACGGCUGCUGAGGACCAGGCACUGGUCCAGGACCAGUGCUCAGGCAGCGCACCGGCACGCCCUUUGAAGGGCUCUGCUCUGCUCUAAACUGCUGGCUCUUACCCUGUGGUAGAGUCUCUGAAUGACUUUGAAAGGAAACUCAGACCUCAAGCACUAGUGUAAGGGAUGGAUCGUGUAUAGUUAGUAGGGUAGUGGAACUGUGUAAUUUGUGUGUUCUAGCAUAACAAAUGGAAUUGGACAAUGGAUAUGGAGGUAAUGAAAUAGUCUUAGGCCACGGACUGAUGGUCUUCUGCUCCCAUGGUGCAGGGAAGGUGGAAGUGAUUUUCCAUGGCAGGAGACCUUCUUGGUUCCUUACAGGGGUUAGGGUGACAUCUUUGGGCUUAACCAUGUUCUCUAGUGUUCUCUAUAGAAUAAGAGUACCGCUCCUCUCUGGGAGCCUUGGCCCAUUUAAACUAGUAGAGGAAGUUACUGGUAAAAUCAUGAAAACCACAGUUGCUGUGCAGCAACAGACCCAACAAAUGCAGAUGUAUUUUUUUUUUUUUUCUAUUAAUUUAUUGGCUCAAACUGUUCUGACUUUGAUAACUGGGAACCAGUGAUUACUCGGGAGGGCUGGGAAGCCAAUGACCAAACUUGUGAUAUCAUUUUUGUUUUGUUUAUUUUUGUUAUUUUUUUAGUUUUUUACCAAUAUAUGCAGUCAGUAAAACACGUUUUAGAAAGUGAAGAUAGAGGCCAGUAACCUUACAGUCAGGUAAAACACUUUUGUAUUAAGUCUAAGUACUGAAGCAUCAGGGACAACAAAGACUUGAGUGUGUGUGUGUGUGUGUGUGUGUGUGUGUGUGUGUGUGUGUGUGUGUGACAGAGAGAGAGUGUGAGUGAGUGCUCAUGCAUGCAUGUUCUCCAUGUACACGUGCAAUUGUCGGAUCACUACCACACAAUGUUUUGUUUUUGUUUUGUUUUCUGUGUGCCAAUACGUGAUGCACAUGUUGCAUGUAAGGGAUGGCACUGACUAAUACCAGAUGCCUAAGAUCACACACUGCUCUGUGACAACCAAGCACCAGAUGGCAGCCAUUUUGGAUGUAAUGUGGCAGAUGACGGCAGACUGUUGUCACAAGCUUUGCCUACUGUGACUGAUUUUUUCCCCCCAGCACUUUGGUCUCCAGAACCCUUAAGCUCCUCACCUGUCUUAACACGUCAACGUGUGUGCGCGUGUGUGUGUGUGUGUGUGCGUGUGUGCGUGCGUGCGUGUGAGAAGGAGAAUGUUUAUGUUGUUGCUUAGGGGGGACUUCAAGGAAAGGCAAGAGGCAGGUGACUGUUGUAAAAUUGCCCUUUUCUUUACCAUCAUGCAUUUGUUUCUCGAUUUACUUUAGAAAUCAAACCCAGCUUAAGCAUGUUUGUAGAGGUGUGAGCGUGUGACUAUGGUGGCAUUCAUGUUGGUACUGUAAGACCAUGUCAUGGAGAAAUACACAGCAGCCAUUACAUUCUUCAAGCACACAGAGGCUAGAAUCAGUCAUGAGGCUCAAUACAUUUCAUUCCUUUAUUUGAGGUUUUAUGCCCCAUGGCCACAAGGACACUACCUGUCUUUCUGAUCCUUUUUACUGUUUCUGAACUGUUUGUCAUACUUCAUGUUAGUUAUGAUGUACAGUAGCUUUGGGUUUGUGGUUGCUUGUUUUGAAGAGUGGUUUGGUACCUCACAGCACAGUCUGUUAAGACAAGCAUAGUGUCCUUCUAGUCGGACUCUGACUUGGGUAUCUUGGCUGUACCCUCCCUGUGUCGGCUAUCGAGAAAGCUCCCAGUGUACAUCGACUUCAAGAAAGGGCUCAAUUGUACUGUAACCCACCCCAGGGAGGAGGAAUCAACAUCUUACAUAUGUUAAGUGCUUUAAGAUGUUUAAAUGGCUUGAUUGAAACCACUCAAUGGGAUAUUAUUAAAUGGAGGAAGGAAAUAUUUUAAUGUGCAUUUCAAAUGAGAUGUUUAUAUAUCUUCAUAUAUACUUGAGAUUAUACUAUUUUGCCAUGUGAGAGUUGUGCAGGGUGUGAUGAGUAAAAGCGAAGUGCCAAAGUCAUUUCAGUCCCUCUACUGUACAAGCAUGAGCUUCUGAUGUGGUCUCCUAUCCUCUGUUGGCUCUCAAUGCAACUGAUCUAGUCUGUCUGAUAAUAAAUGGAUUUGUGACUGAAA